This is a messenger RNA of Bacidia gigantensis, 1569 nucleotides long. RefSeq lists its product as uncharacterized. The record is from RefSeq and is a predicted model, not a curated record. Gene Ontology annotation, molecular function: ATP hydrolysis activity; ATP binding. NCBI's taxonomy places the organism in Eukaryota, Fungi, Ascomycota, Lecanoromycetes, Lecanorales, Ramalinaceae. The coding region runs from base 1 to 1569 and encodes 522 amino acids. The transcript has 4 exons.
AUGGCGUCUACGAACCCGCUGCCAGAUGGGAACGACGAGCCUAAGAAGCCUCUACGGCGGGUGAUGACUGAUCAUGGGAAUAAAGAACAGAGACUGCUACGCGUCGAUCAGAUAAAGGACCGUCAGACGCAUUUCGUGAAAACCGCAAAGGCAAAGGUCAAGCCUUCGAAAUUCGGCAAAACUGCACUCGUUGUGCGUCGUAUCAUUAGUAAGCAAGGAAUGGUCGCUGGCACCGAGAUCGACAUUAAGUCGGAUCAUCUGACGUCGAUAUUUCGGGAGCUCUUCGCCGACAUUGAGGGAUUACGGCUAAAUAAAACCCCGCCUGUGGCAGACCCUGAGCUGUUCUUCUACGCAGCACAGGAAUUGAAUUUGCGGAAAGCCGCAGAGAAAGAGAGACCAGAGCCCGACCAAAGUCUCAUCGAUGACAUUGGGACAGCUCUGCGCUUUGUCGAAGAGGAUUUUGGAGAGCGAACAGAAAGCCUAGAUUCUUUGCUCGCUCAAGGUGAGAUUACUUUCGAUCUCUUGUGGGCUAUCUUUCGUCCCAAGGAAUUCGUCCUUGCCCCAAAACACGGUUUGAUGAAUCAAACACAAGCUUUGAGACUUAUCAAUACUGAACAUGGCAUACAUCCAAACAAUACCAGGUAUUUUCAUGUCGCAGCACGUCUGAUAACCCAUGAUGGCGAAGACUUUGGAUGGGGAAGCCUAGAACUUGAAAUCAACGGAUUCACCGGCGCCCGAAAGAUCACAAACUUGCCGGUAUACCCUCUAUCGUGCGAUCCGGAGCAUGAUAAAGUUCGAAAGGAUUUGGUAUCGCGAGGGCGGCUAUAUCUUUCCCUUGUAGAUUCCCCUACAUGUAUGGAAUAUACAUAUUCUCAUGCCGUAAAAGAGGUCCAGAUGCUUACACCUAGUGAUACAUCAAAGCUUUACAAGUUCAAUGGUGAAGGGCGAGUUAUGCUAGACUCUUUUGCUUUCGGAAGCCACAACCCAGAAGCCAUGAAGUUAAUGAAUCCGCUGGUUUAUGCGCAGGAUCAGAUCCUCACACGUGAUUUAACAGAAGAUCAAUUGCUUGUCUGCGCAUACUGGAUCAAUGGGUUCAGCUUUACUGCAAAAGUAUGGGGCCAAUUUGCGUUGAUUGGCUGCACAGAAGUGGUUUGGAACGAAGGAGCUUUUCAAAAGAUCGUUAUCCGAGAAGAGCGUCGAAGAAUCAUUCAUGGGCUUGUCAAAGCGCAUCGCCAAGACGAGACAGCCUUCGAUGAUAUUGUGCAGAAUAAGGGUAGAGGUCUCGUGGGCCUACUGACUGGUAAUCCAGGAGUCGGAAAGACGUUGACUGCGGAAGCCGUGGCUGAAGUGACUCACCGGCCGCUUUAUGUUGUCUCGACCGGUGAGCUGGGCGUAGACGCAGACCGCGUUGAUAAGCGCAUCGAACAGAUACUCGACAUAACACGGAGAUGGGGCUGUGUUCUUCUGAUUGACGAAGCUGAGGUGUUCCUCGCUACUCGAGGACAUGACCUCAACCGCGAUAAUCUCGUGAGCAUCUUCCUCCGACGACUGGAGUACGUCAUAGAUUGA